AUGUCGCAACAAGCCAACGCAAGCCAUGUACGCACAGUUGUCGUGAUCGGCGCUGGUGUCGUAGGCCUAGCUUCGGCCAUCAAAAUACAGGAGGCCAUCGGAUCCCGCAAGGCAAACGGGCAAGCUGAUAUCCAAGUGCUUCUCGUGGCACGAGAAUGGCCCAGCUCAAUUCCCGGCUCUCCCUCCAAGCACUCGGCCAAUUACGCCUCCAUGUGGGCGGGUGCCCAUGUGCGGCCGAUUCCUGCAACGACGCCGCAAUUGCGACGCGAAGCCGAGUGGCUCAAGCAAACAGUGGCAGAAUUCAGCUGUCAGGUGGAAACGGAGCCAUGGAGCGGCGUCACUCGCUGUAAGGGCAUUGAGCUCCUAGAGGCCCCCGACGAGGGCUACCAGAAGCAGGACGCCAGAAGCUUUCUGGAGGAGACUGGCCUUCCGCGGUAUAGGAAGUGGUCCGAGUCGGAACUCCCCAAGGGUGUGGUUCUCGGCUACGAGUAUGAGACGUAUUGCGUGAACACUCCGGUAUACUGCCAGGCCCUGCUACGCCGAUUUAUCCUCCGAGGCGGCAAAACUCUCAAGCGGGAUCUCAAGACGGAAUGGGAAGCAUUUGGGUUGCAAAAAAAUGUUGUCCUGGUCAUCAAUGCCAGUGGCACCGGAUUCGGAGAUCCAAAAUACUUUCCGACGCGAGGCCAAACAGUUGUCACCGACAUGGACGAUGCAACCACGACGGUGACGCGCCAGAACAAAGAUGGCACCUGGAGCUUCAUCAUCCCCCGGUUCUUCUCAGGCGGCACCAUCGUCGGCGGCACCAAGCAGCCUGGUGAGUGGUCCACAGAACCGGACGCCGAUACGCGCGCUACGUUGCUCGCUGGUGGGCGGGAGCUUCGCCAGUUUGCCAGCUCCUCUGCCCACGCCGCGCGAGAUGUCUCCGUCAUUGCGGAUGUCGUCGGCCGUCGGCCCACGAGAGAGGGAGGGAUGCGGAUAGAGCUAGAAAAGGGGUCCGUUUCGGGACAGCAGGCGACGGUGUUGCAUGCGUAUGGCGCGGGAGGCCGAGGCUAUGAGACGGUCUGGGGAAUCGCGAAUGAAGUUGCGCAGCUGGCGAGUGAUUUUUUGGCCCAGAAAGUUUCCAUUCUAUCCAAGCUGUAG
Cordyceps fumosorosea ARSEF 2679 is the source of this 1140-nucleotide messenger RNA. Its product is annotated as FAD dependent oxidoreductase superfamily. The record is from RefSeq and is a predicted model, not a curated record. Lineage: Eukaryota; Fungi; Ascomycota; Sordariomycetes; Hypocreales; Cordycipitaceae. Bases 1 to 1140 code for a protein of 379 amino acids. The transcript is spliced from 3 exons. Gene Ontology annotation, molecular function: FAD binding; D-amino-acid oxidase activity.